UGUUUUCAUUGAGAUACACAUACAUAGGAGCACGUGCUCAUGCACACGCACACAUACACAUACACAAUCUUAUUUAAUGCUCAUAAAGACUUUGCAUAAUAGAUACUAUAAUUUCCUCCUCUUUACAGAUAAAGAAACAGAAGCUGAGAGGUUAAGUGACUUGUCCAGGAUCACAUAGCUUGUAAGUCCUUGAGGCAGGAUUAGAAAACUCAGCUUCAGUGUUCUAUCCACUAUGCCAUUUACCUGACUUGACUAUCCAGCCAGAAUUGGGACUGUUUUGAGAAAGUUGAUUCCUUGAGGACCCCAACUCAAAUGCUAAUCAGUAUUAGUCAGUUCAUUAUGAUUCCAUAGGAGUGGUGAUGAUAAGUUCUGUAUAUUUGGCCCCAGAAUGAUGAGCUACAGAUUGUAAAUUCACUUACUUAACAUAGGAAGUUAACCAAAGGUCUCCUCCCUUGUUUUUCCUUGUUAUGGUGAUCGAGCCCACUGUGGUGGAAGUGACUGAACUACAAGGGAAGUUCCCCAAACUUAUUUCUGUACCUCCAGACCAUUCUCUCUUGUUCAACGUGAGUAGGUAUCCAUCUUUUGACCACCUGGCCAGUGGAGAUAUUCCUUGUUUUACCCAACCUGUGACCCUGCUGAUAUAUCAUAUGCUUAUUUUAGCCUAUGCAUCAUACGUCAACCAAUGGAAUUAUUCUGUAUUUGGUAUACCUGUUCUUGAACGUUUAGAUAUCUAAUCCUAUAAAAAUAGGACCCUGAAAGGAGGGGGUAUCUCAGACUAUGAGGAAGAUCUGAGGGCCAUUUCAUUAGAAGGGACCAUAGACCCUUUAAUAAAGUGCCAUUGGCCCAGAGCUUUGCCUCGGUUUUUCUUAUUGUUAGAUAAGAUGGUUAGAUCAUUUUUUAUUACCACAUUACAUCCUGCUACGGGAAGGUGACAAACCCCAACCUCUUUUGGCUGGCUCCUGCAAGGGACCCAAAAAAAGGAAGUGCACACGGGGUCAAAUUUUCGAUGAUGGCUGCCCCACAGACACAAGCCCUUGGAAGUUGGACUCCCCUCACUGUCUGCACGGAAAUUCUAUGAGUCUGAAGUAAAUCUCUUCAACAUUGGAGCUUUGUCUUUCUAUCCCAAGCACCAAGUACAGCGCCUAGCACAUAAAAUAUAAAACAUGCUCCAGGAGAGGUGCAGAGGGUAAAUACUGCAGGAUAUAGUCUCUGGUCUGGACAGCAAAAUGUCUGUCUUCUGAGAGGAAGGAAACAAAUAGUUGUGAAGCUCCUGCUAUGUGCCAAUAGGCCCUCAUUGACGCAAUCCUCGGAGGAAUAUUUCCUUCCUGAGCCUGGCUAUAAUACCCUGUGAAUAACGAGGACUUCUGUUGCAUGACUGGCUGUUCCAAAAGAUAUCUGUGACUUUUACCUGAAAUCAAACAGAGCAAAUUUCUCUGACCACACAAGAAAAUUGCAAAUGUUCUAUAAUAGAUCUUAUUGUUACAAUCAUCAAGCAUCUCUGAACUGCUAUAAUGGAAUUGAUUGUUAAAUGAUCAGAUGAACAGACUUCACUAAGUGGGAAAGUGGAAUAACUUUUCUUAUAUUAUCUCACCCAAGACUUCAAUUCCAGGGGAUCAUUUUGCCCAGGAAAAAAUGGUUUACCAGAAGAUUAAGAUAAUACGUGUUUUCAUUAUUAUUCUUGUGGUUUCUUGUUUGUGUUUGAUCACAUAUAACAUGAGCUUAACAGAAAUCUGCACCUUUUGGACAAGAAAAGAAGGCACAGUAGUUUUCAAGAAAAAUAGUGGGAACUUUCUUCAGCUCCCAGAUAUGGACUGCAAAAAGAAUCCUCCAUUUUUGGUUGUGAUGGUGACUUCAUCCCACAAUCAGAUUAAAGCACGGAUGGCUAUCCGUGAGACCUGGGGAAAAGAAAGAAGUGUAAAAGGUAAACGUAUAGUAACAUACUUUCUGCUAGGAAUCACAAAUUCAAAGGACGAUGAUGUGGUGACACAAGAAAGCCAGAAAUACAGAGAUAUUAUCCAGAAAGACUUUUUGGAUGGAUAUUUCAAUUUGACUCUUAAAACAAUGAUGGGGAUAGAAUGGGUUCACCAUUUUUGUCCUCAAUCUGACUUUGUGAUGAAGACUGAUUCUGACGUGUUUGUAAAUGUGUACUAUCUAACUGAGCUCCUUAUAAGGAAAAACAGAACAACCAGGUUUUUUACUGGUUUUUUAAAGAUGAAUGAAUUUCCAAUUAGAAAUAUAUUUAGCAAGUGGUAUGUAAGUAAAUAUGAGUACCCAUGGAAAAAAUAUCCACCUUUUUGUUCUGGAACGGGUUAUGUUUUUUCUAGUGACAUUGCAAGUGAGGUUUAUAAUGUUUCAGAAGAAGUCCCUUUUAUUAAACUGGAGGAUGUUUUUGUGGGACUCUGCCUUGCAGAACUAAAAAUUGAACUACAAGAACUACACUCAGAACAGACAUUUUUCCCAAAUAGGCUUAAAUUUUCUAGCUGUCGCUUUAAGAAAAUUGUGACCUGUCAUUUUGUCAAGCCAGUAGAACUGCUGACAUAUUGGAAAGCUUUGGAGAGGUCCUUAGAUGAAAAGUGUCCAGCUGUUUAAAAUGAUAAUAAUGACAUACCAGGACAAAUGUUAGCCAUUUUGCAGUGACAUUUUGGCAGGAAAAGCAUGUUUUUGAAUGGAGAGUCACAACCAAUCCACAUUAGGGAGGGAGAGGAGGACAGAGCCAUGUUCCUCAGUGUUCUGAACACAAGACUAAAAUUUUAAAACCCAAAUUGUAAUCCUGAAAUGAUUUAUUCUUUCUAAUUUUGAGCCCCCUCAAAAUGAAAACAACCAAGUAACAGUUUAUCGGCACCUAUAAUUAUUCUCCUUACCUCCAACCUAUCCUAGCAUCCCUUGAUGUUUAUGCUAUAUUGGAUUAACAAAGGCAUCAUCAAUAGAGAUGUCUCCAAGUCCCUGGCUUCAUUAAGAACUAGCUAGAUAAACAGGGAGGCCUAAUGUUCUCUGCUUAGUAUUCAGUGCUUCAUUGAGAUGAAUCAUUAUAUCUCAAUUCAGCACUAGACAACAUCCAGGUCUAAAUUAGGCCAGCACUUAUUUAGACUUUAUGUUCAAAGCCCCAAAUGAUAAAAAAACUGAGUAUGUAGAACAUUCUGUUGUACUACCGAUUCUCAUUAGAGCUUGAGUUUAUCCCUGAGCCAUUCUACCAUUGAAAUUCAAUUCUAUAUGUCAUUGAUUGUUCAUUUAGCACCGAAGAACCACUGUUGGGAGCACAAUGGCUCAGGUACUCAUCCCUCCCUAUAUCUAGCUAGGUGAACCCAUUUAGUGGUGGAGCCUUCCUAUAAGUAAGAGGGUCAGAAUCCCCAUUAUCACACUCAUUUGCUUGCUAAAAGCCUCCACCCCGUUGUCUGGGUGAUUAUACUAAUUUUAGUUAUGUUGACUUGUGAAUUUUAGUGAAAGUCUUGAUUUCUGUUUGUGUCUUUUCAUUCAGGUAUGGAGCAGAUAGUUUUUUUUUUCCUACACAGUAAGAGGGGUACUAAGCAUAAAAGUAAAUUAAUGCAUGCAUUAACAGAAUGAUUAGACAGAAUUUACUAACUUAACUAAGAAGUAUUGGUAUAUUUAUCUGGGAGGCUAAUAUUAUGACAUACCAGAAUAUAAAACAAUUGUGCAAUUAUGGUAAUUUCACCUCAGCACUUCCCCUUCCAUGAGCUACUGUUGCCCUGGGGACACUGAAGCUCCUUUUGCUUCUCAAGACCUUUGGAUCUUUUGACACUUACAGAGUUCCAGUCCUGGACAUAGUCAUCAUGGGAUAGUCCUUCAUCUAAGAUAAGGAAGAAAUAAAAACAAAAGAAUACGUUGUGCUUGUGACUGCAAGGAGUCUGGGUGGAGAUAGGACGCCUGGCUCUUAGGAUGCAGCUCUAGGUACUCUUCGCACUUCAUAGCUGGAAAGAAAGAGGAAAUUAAAGGUCUUAGUAGCUUGCUUUUUUAUAUCCCAAGUCAUCAGUUCUCCUGGCUCAGCAGCCAAUUGAGGAGAUUAUAAUCAUAUAGUGCAAACUGCAUGUAUGCCCCACUUAACUUUUUGUGUGGUGAGUUGGAACCAGGCAGAGAACACCUGCUGUGCAUGCUCCAAUGAAUGGCUGCUUUGGGCCAAUUUACCCAUGUUAUAUUUAGGUAGAAUGAGAUGAGCUACAGUAUUUCUAAAAUUUUCACACUUAAAGGAACUUAGGGUUUAAAUGUUAGGGUAUAAGCAUAUUCAUUGCAAGGCUCUUAAUGAAUGAAUUAAGUUUUUGCUAAGUUAAUAUUCCUUUAUUAAACAUGUACUAUGUGCCAACCAUUUAAGAAUUUCAGAGACUCAACCUUUUGGGCUGUUCUAGUCAGCUGGAUAAGAAACUCCUGAACUUUGAGUUUUUGAGUUUUCUCUGUCAUUUUUUUUUCUGAAUAGAUGUCUGAAUGUACUUUUUUCUCAGGGAUAUGGUGAAAAUGAGGUAACUUUUUGCAAAGAGCUACAAGCUUUUGGAAACAUGCCUUACAUAAUACAAAUUAGUAGUUUGUUACUAUUGUUUAUUAAUAUCACACCAGACUUUAAUGGGUGAUUAUUAUAAAGCAUCUCAAAAGUGUAGAGUACUAAAUAGUAAUGUUCUUAUGAAUAUGUUUGAAAUGAAAUGAAAUGAAAAUCUUUUUCCUGAACCUGAGAUCCUCAUAUAUUUGGUGCAAAAUGUUCAUGACAGUUCAGAUGAAAGUUUCAACACUUCCAUUCUAUAAAACUAAUAUAUUAUUUUGAAUAGAUUUUUAAAACCUUCUUUCCUUGUUUUGAAGCUGCAAUGUACAUUUCAUUCAAUUAAAUAAAUAUUUAUUGUGUCUA
Molecule: messenger RNA, 4846 nt
Organism: Phascolarctos cinereus (koala)
Lineage: Eukaryota; Metazoa; Chordata; Mammalia; Diprotodontia; Phascolarctidae
Product: beta-1,3-galactosyltransferase 5-like
Biological process (GO): protein O-linked glycosylation
Cellular component (GO): endoplasmic reticulum; Golgi membrane
Molecular function (GO): N-acetyl-beta-D-glucosaminide beta-(1,3)-galactosyltransferase activity
Source: RefSeq, a predicted model, not a curated record